Phytophthora infestans T30-4 is the source of this 800-nucleotide messenger RNA. RefSeq names its product peptidyl-prolyl cis-trans isomerase CYP19-4 precursor. NCBI's taxonomy places the organism in Eukaryota, Oomycota, Peronosporomycetes, Peronosporales, Peronosporaceae. The record is from RefSeq and is a predicted model, not a curated record. Gene Ontology annotation, biological process: protein folding; protein peptidyl-prolyl isomerization. Gene Ontology annotation, molecular function: peptidyl-prolyl cis-trans isomerase activity. The coding region runs from base 26 to 646 and encodes 206 amino acids. The transcript has 2 exons. Gene Ontology annotation, cellular component: intracellular membrane-bounded organelle.
CAAUCCGCUGCAACCGUAGACAAAGAUGGCGAAGUGGACGUUCUCCUUCGUGGCGCUAUGCCUCACGGCACUGAUGCUGGUUGUGCAUGCAAACAAAGGUCCCAAGAUCACCAACCAGGUCUACUUCGAUGUGAGCAUCGACGGUCAGCCCGCUGGCCGCAUCGUCAUGGGUCUUUACGGCAAGACAGUGCCGAAGACUGUGGAGAACUUCCGCGCGUUGUGCACGGGCGAGAAGGGCGUGGGCAACAGUGGAAAACCACUGCAUUACAAGGAAAGCAUCUUCCACCGCAUCAUCCCCAACUUCAUGCUGCAGGGCGGCGAUUUUACUGACUUCAACGGAAUGGGCGGCGAGAGUAUCUACGGCCAAAAGUUCCCGGACGAGAACUUCAAGCUGAAACACGCCGGCAAGGGCACGCUCAGCAUGGCCAACUCGGGCGCUAACACAAACGGCAGCCAGUUCUUUAUCUGCACCGUGAAGACCUCGUGGUUGGACGGACGCCACGUUGUUUUUGGCCGCGUCAUCAAGGGCAUGGACGUCCUCGACGCUGUUGAGGCUGUUGGCUCGCCCAGCGGUACCCCCAGCAAGAAGGUCGUCAUCACGGACAGUGGUGAACUGGCUGCUGAUGACUUUGUCGAGGAGGAGUAAGCGAACCUUGCAGACUUGUAUUGCUCACAUAGUAUGUCGGAAACGGGUUCUUGAAUUCAUAAGAUGCUACCCAUGGGUUUUCCGCUCAUUUGCUGACAGUGAGUGCCUUCCAAAACCCAUUUAAAACGGCUUAAUCAGUUUAAUCGCUUAUUUU